CCUGGGCCUUGGUGAGGUUUGGUUCGAAGGAUUUCAGUGUUUUGCUGCAGUUGUUCAUGGAUUCGUGUAGGGCGUCUGCUGCUUCUUCAAAGCGCUCUGCUGCUGUCGCCGUAUCGUCUCUUUUCUCUUCUAUUUCCCUUUCCAUCUUUGCCUUUAAUCUUUCUGCUUCUUUCAGCGUGUUGUCUAGUCCUUCCGAUGUUGAUAAGAUCUUUGCUACGUGCGGGGCAAUUGCUGCUAUGACAUGUUCUGUGAUUCUGGGAGAGAGGUUGUUAGUGAUUUGGUUAGUUAUAUUUUCCGCUAUUUCGUUUGCUUCGUGCUUUUUCAUUAUGUACGCUACCGCUCUAAUGGCUUCUACUGCCGGUUAGGGGAAUUGACUUGAGUUGGGUGAUAUGGAACAUUACUGAGAUUAAGUGGGUUAGUGUAAAUGGUUCGUCGACAUGGCACAAUAGAUUUUUGUUUAGGUAUUCUUCUGCAUUUUCGAUGUUUUUGAUGGUACUUGGUAGCGCCUCGAUGUCUUCCUGGGAGAGGUUCGAUCUCCUGGUUUGACGUGUGGUAGCGAUCGUCGCUGAGGGUGAGGUGCUUUCUGUCGGCGUUCCAGUACCUUUGUUGGUGAUUUUCUUUGGUAUAGUCAUUUGCAAGGGUGUUUUUAUUGGUUUUGGAGUUGGGUGGGGUUUGCUGUGCGCCGUUGGGCGUCUUUUGUCGCCUUAGGGCGCUUUGUUGGUUGGUUUUUCUUCGGGGUCCUAGUCGGGGUGCCACUUGGUAUAUGACCAAGGUGCGAU
Molecule: messenger RNA, 779 nt
Organism: Suillus subalutaceus
Lineage: Eukaryota; Fungi; Basidiomycota; Agaricomycetes; Boletales; Suillaceae
Exons: 1
Coding region: 57-365 (102 amino acids)
Source: RefSeq, a predicted model, not a curated record